CAGGAGCACCAGGGAAAGCAGCCAGUCUGAGAUAUUGACACUAUAGAAAAAACUGACAGCUUACUCCUUGUAUUGAUUCUACUCUUCUCUACAAAUAUAGACUCCGUUCCCUACCACAACCUUAUAGUUCUGCCCCAGAGACGACAAGCAUGAACACCUCAGACAACGGUGUCAACUGUCUAUGCGCUAUAUGUGGGGACAGAGCCACAGGAAAGCACUACGGAGCCUCCAGCUGCGAUGGGUGCAAGGGCUUCUUCAGACGCAGCAUACGCAAGAGUCACAUUUAUUCCUGCAGGUUCAGUCGGCAAUGUGUUGUUGACAAGGACAAAAGAAAUCAAUGUAGAUAUUGUCGACUGAGGAAGUGUUUUAGAGCAGGAAUGAAGAAAGAAGCUGUGCAGAAUGAGCGUGACAGAAUAAGCACCAGAAGAAGCACAUUUGACGGCAGCAACAUCCCGUCCAUCAACACACUGGCACAAGCAGAAGUUCGGUCUCGCCAGAUCUCAGUCUCAAGCCCUGGGGCAAGCACUGAUAUCAAUGUUAAGAAAAUCGCAAGUAUUGGUGAUGUCUGUGAAUCUAUGAAACAGCAGCUAUUAGUCUUGGUGGAAUGGGCUAAAUAUAUUCCUGCCUUCUGUGAGUUACCAUUGGAUGAUCAGGUGGCACUAUUGAGAGCUCACGCCGGGGAACACUUAUUGCUUGGAGCCACAAAGAGAUCCAUGAUGUAUAAAGAUAUUUUGCUUUUGGGGAACAACUACGUCAUUCACCGCAACAGCUGUGAGGUCGAGAUAAGUCGAGUGGCUAAUCGGGUUCUAGAUGAGCUGGUUCGACCAUUUCAAGAAAUCCAGAUUGAUGACAACGAGUAUGCUUGUUUGAAAGCGAUUGUAUUUUUUGACCCAGAUGCAAAGGGGCUAAGUGACCCAGUAAAAAUCAAGAACAUGCGGUUCCAGGUGCAGAUCAGCUUGGAGGACUACAUCAACGACCGCCAGUACGACUCCCGCGGCCGCUUCGGGGAGCUGCUGCUGCUGCUGCCCACGCUGCAGAGCAUCACGUGGCAGAUGAUUGAGCAGAUACAGUUUGUCAAACUUUUGGGGAUGGUUAAAAUUGACAACCUACUUCAGGAAAUGCUACUAGGUGGUGCUGCCAGUGAUGGGAGUCAUCUCCAUCAUCCAAUGCAUCCACAUUUGUCUCAAGAUCCACUCACUGGACAAACUAUCCUUUUCAGUCCUAUGUCAACACUGGUUCACACAGACCAGAUUUCAACUCCUGAAACCCCACUGCCUUCCCCACCACAAGGUUCUGGACAAGAGCACUACAAAAUCCCUGCGAACCAAGCUUCGGUCAUUGCCCAUCAGCCUCUCUCCAAACAAAAACAAUUGUGAACGUGUUUACUUUUGACCGGCACUGCUUCACUGUGAAAAGUUCUUGGCCUUGAAAUAUCUCAGGAUGGUACUUUUGGCAAACUCUUAGCCA
Molecule: messenger RNA, 1467 nt
Organism: Otolemur garnettii (small-eared galago)
Lineage: Eukaryota; Metazoa; Chordata; Mammalia; Primates; Galagidae
Gene: HNF4G
Product: hepatocyte nuclear factor 4 gamma
Exons: 10
Coding region: 150-1376 (408 amino acids)
Biological process (GO): regulation of transcription by RNA polymerase II; anatomical structure development; cell differentiation
Cellular component (GO): nucleus
Molecular function (GO): nuclear steroid receptor activity; zinc ion binding; nuclear receptor activity
Source: RefSeq, a predicted model, not a curated record